ACCGUUUAUGAGUGAUAAGAAUGAAGUCGUUUCAGCGACUUGAAUAUUUUAUGCAACAAUGUUCUAUUGUCUAAUUAAUUUCUUUAAAUCAGUUUUAUACCUCCUUGUCAAAUGUGUUAAUUUAUAUAAAUCAAAAAACAACAUUAACCUUGACAUUGUAUUCAAAUCUAAUGAUUAUAUAAUUGUCAACAAACCCGAAGACGUGUUUAUAAACAAUCAUAACAAAGAAAGACCAUCUUUAGAUAUACUGCUAGGAAAGAAGUAUCCACAUUUAGUGAAUAAAAAUUUAGAACAUGGUUUCUAUUUCGUCCACUGCUUGGACUAUGUAACAAGUGGUGUACUGUGCAUUGCACUUAACAAGCAAGCAUGUAGUGCAGCAUCCUAUGCUAUGCAAAAAAGAACAUCCCGAAAGUACUACAUAGCAUUACUCAGAGGUCACAUGUCUACGAACAGUAUGGAUUUAAUAUAUCCAAUAGGGUAUUGUUCAAAAGAAAUUAAUGGAAACAACAGAAUGUGCACUGCAGAACAUGAAUGUUGCACCAACCCACGUAAUGCACAUACACGACUAGUGGUGUUGGAGCGUGGAUUGUACAUGUCAUAUCCAGCAACCAAAGUGCUGAUGUUGUUAGUUACUGGACGUCGUCAUCAGAUAAGAGUGCAUUGCUCAACCAUCGGUCAUACCAUUAUUGGGGAUUAUACAUACAGUGAUCGCAAAGAUACAAGUCCUAGUAGAACAUUUUUGCACUCAUAUAGACUAGAAUUGGGUGUUGCAAAUAUAAAUGUGCAGACAAAUGAUCCUUUUACGAGAAAUAAACUUAAUGGUUUAUGGAUACCUGUAGAAUUUAUCAACAAAUUAGGAGAAAAUUGCUUUGAACUGUUUAGUUGAGAAUUUAUUAUUAAUUUAUUUUGUAAGAAUUACAAUGUA
Messenger RNA from Sipha flava (yellow sugarcane aphid), 925 nucleotides. Its product is annotated as RNA pseudouridylate synthase domain-containing protein 1-like. Lineage: Eukaryota; Metazoa; Arthropoda; Insecta; Hemiptera; Aphididae. Bases 59 to 886 code for a protein of 275 amino acids. The record is from RefSeq and is a predicted model, not a curated record. Gene Ontology annotation, biological process: pseudouridine synthesis. The transcript is spliced from 4 exons. Gene Ontology annotation, molecular function: RNA binding; pseudouridine synthase activity.